This is a messenger RNA of Bactrocera oleae (olive fruit fly), 1705 nucleotides long. It is a transcript of the gene Trs23, whose product is annotated as trafficking protein particle complex subunit 4-like protein Trs23. Gene Ontology annotation, cellular component: TRAPP complex. Lineage: Eukaryota; Metazoa; Arthropoda; Insecta; Diptera; Tephritidae. Gene Ontology annotation, biological process: endoplasmic reticulum to Golgi vesicle-mediated transport. The record is from RefSeq and is a predicted model, not a curated record.
GUAUUGCAAUUGUUAUUAAUUUAUAAGUAGAUAUAAAAGAGUGAGGUGUAACAUAUACACACAUUUAAUAUGCAACUGAUAUACAAAACAAAGUAAGUCUUUGAUAUGUGCAAUUGUUCAUAUCAUAACCAUUUUAUUCAUACGACUUUGAAAAAUUUGGCUAUGUCAAACUAAGUUUUCUAGCUUCAAGUGUUUUAAUAAAUUGAACUUAUAAUAUGUACGUAGGUUAUGAAUUCUACAAAUUACGUCUCCAACUAUUUAUUGUCCAUUAUUAUUUAUUGUAAUUCAUCUUUGACUUUGUAAAUAACAAAUUAAUUAAAAUAAUAAAAAUAGAAAAUCGCUAAUAAAUAAAAUAAAAUAUUUCAAAUAUUUUUUAGUAAUAGGUAUUAUAUUUAAUCAUGUAGAUGGGAUAUUAAUUAGUAUUUCCUACCUCAUAAUGUUCAAAAUUUUCAGGGGAGCAUUAAGUGGAAAAAUAUUAUUAAGUUGAAUAAAUAAAUAAUUGUAUUGAACUGAUACUAAAGACAAGAAUUUAUUAUAAUGAGAUAUGUCUUUCUUUCAUGAGACUCAUGGUGAACAGUUUAAAUAACAAGGUGUAAGAAGAAGAAUAGUGUUGAUAAAUUGUAAAUAUACAUAAAUAUUACUCAAAAUGAUUAUUUAUGGAGUGUAUAUAGUAAGUAAAUCUGGUGGCCUAAUCUAUAAUUUGGAUAGCAAUGUGCCGAAAAUAGAACAAGAACGCUCGUUUACGUAUCCAAUUGAUUUAAUGCUGGACUAUGAUCCGAAAAAAGUAUCAGUGGUAUUUAAUAGGAAGGAUGGAAUCAAUGUUGGACAUGUUCUAACAGCUGUAAACGGUAUGCCAGUGAACGGCAACACACUUGAAGAUGGACGUGAUGUGAAAACUACGCUGGAAAACUCCGAGAAUUAUCCAGUGAAUUUAAAGUUUUGUAGGCCUAAAUUGACAACCAAUGAAAAGAUUGUACAGGCUAGUACCUUUUACCCACUAUACGCAUUUGCAAGUCAGCUUAGUCCAGAGCCUAAAAGUUCCGGCAUCGAAACAUUAGAGGCCGACACAUUUACAUUGCAUUGCUUUCAAACAUUAACUGGAGUUAAAUUCAUUAUCAUUUCGGAAACUGGCCUUAGUGGUAUGGAUAUGUUACUCCGCAAAAUAUAUGAACUUUAUUCAGACUAUGUUUUAAAAAAUCCAUUUUAUGCUCUGGAAAUGCCCAUACGUUGUGAAUUGUUUGAGAACAAGCUUAAAUCAUUACUGGAUAUGGUUGAAAAAACUGGCAUAAAUAAUCUAGAUAAAUAGGAUUUUCUCUAAAUCACAAUCUUACGCCGAUAUGGAAAAAAAAUACAAUUUUUUGUGCGGGGUGCGUGAUUUAUUUUAUUAUUGUAAAGCUUAUCAAAUUAAAAAAUGCUAGUAUGAUUUUUUGUUUCUUAUUAAUAUAUUGCACAGUCAAUAAAACAAUAAUCUUAGAAAAUAAAACUGUAAAAAUAAAUUAACACACGUACACAUAUAUGUAUGUGUAUCAAUUAUGAGUAUUAACUUCUUUUUAGCCGUAUUGCCAAAACAACAUGCUUCACUAAUGAGUUGUAACCCAUUUAAAUAUAACGAUAGGUAUCUUCAGGUGCUAUAAGUGUUUAAUUACAGGCUUUUCGAACUUAAUAACAAUCAUAAUAAUAAUCAUGAUAAGAUAUUCGAUUAAAA